CGUAUCCAGUCUUCUAAUAAUCCUAGUAGCUAUCGCUAGCUAGCUAGUUUACCAGCGCUGCACAGUCUAGAUGAGAGCUAUUAUACUUCUACUGACAAAAGAUGAGUUUCCAGUCGUUACGUCGUGUGCUCCGCUCUGCACGAAAGGGCCUCUGCUCGACAUGCUCCAAGGCACGCUACCCUCAACUAGAGGCAGCCGGUGCUGGCCAUGUUGGCUGCCUCAUCUACACCUUCGAGACUCUUGGCCAGCUCAUAAAGGAUGACCAUGAUGUCACAGCAGUACACGUGGCCGCUAGGAAGGGGCAGACUCCCAUUCUGGUUUAUCUAAUCGAGAACAACCUUUUGGAUGGAGUGGUCCAUCGAGCUAAGAAUGGAGCUACUGCAAUACACGAUGCAGCUGGGACUGGACAACUAGGCUGUCUGCGCUACCUCGCCAGUCACACACGACUGAGCGUGAAUGAUAUUGACAUUAACAACAGCACUCCUCUACACUGGGCAGUACAGUCAGGGCAUCUUAAAGUGGCUGUCUGGCUAAUUGUAGAAUGCAAGACAUCCAUAGACUGUGUCUCAAAGAAUGGAGUCACUCCACUGCAUCUAGCUGCAUCGAGGAACCAUCUGGAGCUUGUGAAAUGGCUCGCACGGCAUGCCUACAAACACGUUGAGAAGCCGAGACGAUUGGUGAAUGCCAAGGAUAAGAAUGGUGCUACCCCUUUGUACCACGCUGCACAAGCAGGGCAUGUUGAGAUUGUCCAAUGGUUGGCUGAGAAGGCCGGGGGCGAUCCUACCAUCCGCUCCAAUCAGGGACUAGCACCACUCCAUGCGGCCACUAUAGCUGGCCACCUCUCUGCUGUUCAGUACUUGUUCCAGUUUGGUUCAGCCAGCGCCCCUGGAGGUCUCCGGACAUCAGAGGGAGCUUGUGCCCUCCACUUUGCAGCUGCUGAAGGGUUCAGUGGUGUUCUUCAAUGGCUUCUCUCUCAGAACGAGUGUACAGGAAAUGAGAGGGACUACUAUCAGAGCACCCCCCUUCAUGAUGCAGCAGAGAGGGGACACCUCAAGAACCUCCAUGUGUUGUGUGAGGGUGGGGCUGAUAUCUCACUCACUGAUGUUGAGGGAAACACUCCACAAGACUUGGCCGAUAAGAACGGGCAGAACAAAUGUGUCAAGUACCUCAACAAUCAGCGCAAGCAGAAGACAGGCAAACAGUCAAAGGGCUUGAGUCGUUCUGGCAAUCUCUCUCGGAGCAAAACCACUAAAGCUGAGAUGAUUGACAGUUACAGGAACGCUCCACCUCACCAAAUCCCAGUCAGUGUGUUUGAGGGGGAGGAUGAGGACGAUAUUGACGGCCCCCCUGAUUCGGAUAGUCCCUGGGCAACCCUCCGAGAUCUGAUGGGGGAUGAGACUACUACUGAGAUGGAGGAUGGAUUGAGUGACAGUGGAGGCAGGGAUCGACUGGCAGCGUUCUCUGAGGCUGAUAAGAAGAGGCGUAAACUGGAGGAGGACAUGAGGAGAGAAGCGGACGAGAGGACCAAGAAGAGGCAAGAGCUGUUGAAACAGGAGACGGAUAUCGAACAGGAGAUUCGCAAGAAGUUGCUAUCUGAUGAUCCAGACAACCAGGUUGUCCCUCGCAAGACUCCAGAGACUGGCCACCUCUAUAGGAAGAGCAGGAGCAGCUCGAGCAUUGCCCCCUCCGCUGAGGGACGACAGAGACCCCGUUCACUACCUCCUGUACUCUCUCCUGAUGCUGACCUCUCACAGAAAGGGCUAGUGGAGAAGAGAACUAAAGAAUUUGAGGAGAUCACACCACGUUCGAUUCAUAAAAAGUCAAACCUACUCUCCAAAUUGCGAAGGUCUAAGAAAGGCAGCAAAGGAACUAAAAUAGGCCAUUCUCAAAGCUGGGACUCCGGUAUAGGUGCAUCCAUUGCUCCUGACAAUGUGGACGAUAGUUACGCUGAUGAGGAGGAGCUGCCAGAACCUCCCCCUGUACCUACGGUGGAAUAUCUCCUCGGAAAACGUCCUGUGAACCUUCGCAAGAGAGCCAGCGAUUCUCUCAAACGUGAGAUGUCAGCAAGAGAAGGUGGGGAAGAUGACUCGGAUGAUCACAGCUCUGUCAGCUCAUCCACCAGCGAUCAGAAACACACACGCAAGAAGAGGAAGCACAAGAGAAGAGGCUCCAAAGAAAGUGAUGAAGACCUUGUACAGUGGAGCUAUAACAAGUUGAGUAUACCUCAGAGCAGUCCUCCGCGUGAGAGGAAAAAUUUGUUAGGAGUGGAGCGUCAUCCGACACCCAUACCCCGGCCAAUACCCCCCCUCACUAAUGGACCCCCCACCACUAACAGGCUACCGUCUCCUCUCAGACUAGAUAGUGCAUUUGAUGAAGUUAGUCGCGAGCUGCUUUCUCUGUCGGACACAACUGACUCCUCUCUCUCCCCCUCCUCACCAACCUCACCAGCAUCACCAACCUCACCCACAUACACCCUCACAGCCGGUAAAAAUAUCUCGCGUUUGGCCCCCAAACCAUCUCCUAGCUUCCAGAACAAACUGAUUGCCAAUAGCAAUACAAACAACAGCAACAGCAAUGACAAGAGCAGAGCCAUUGUGCGACGUGUGUCUCCCAUCUCAAAGGUUGUUAGCAGCCGAGUAAAGUCAAAGGGAGGGACAAACAAGAGCACCCUCUCUGAUAAGCAGGCCGCACAGAUAUUGGAGGCCGCCAAAUCACCUACAGAUUUUAUGAGUGCUCUUAGUGAAGCGAUAUCAUCCUCACCCAAGCUUCCACGCUUCAUGAGACAAGAGGCCCUGGACAAUGGCAGCACCACUACCCCUCCAGAAUCUAGCUCUCCAACUAUUGACGAAAUUGAGCUACAACUCAACGAGAUGAGGAGGACCCUGGAAGCACCAAAGAGUAUAAUCCCGCCCCCUAAACGCCCGCCCUCCCCAGAGCCAGAGUCUGAUAGUGAAAGCAGUGAGUACACGAGCAGCUCUGAGGGUAGUAGCAGCGAGGACGAAGAUUCCGUCUCCUCCAGUGAUAGUGAAACCAUAGGGCCUAAAAGGCCAGUAAUGGUUCGCAACGUUGGUAUGUCCGCCUCUAGCAAGAGAGGUAAUGGUGUGUUCAGCAGAGCGAGAGCAUUGGCAAGGUAUCCACGGUUACUCAGACGGAAUGUUGUCAGACUAGAGCCCAUCUUGGAAGUCACGGAAGAGGUCAUAUUUGGAGCCGCCACCGUGGAGAAGAGAGUAAAACUCUUUAGGCGACUGAAGUUGGAGAAGCGCCACAUGAAAGCCUGGAGGAAGUACAUGCAGAUCAUGCGCAGUGCAUACCGCAAGGCAGAGCGUAUCAUACAGAGAAAGAGAAGAGAGUUGCUGGCUCGAUUCUUCUAUUCUUGGAUCCAAGUACGGAACAUGGGAGCAGUGGAGGAGGUGAACACAGACAGAGCACUCUACCAUUAUCGACGCUCUCUCGUGGCAAAGGUGUUUGGGGCGUGGCACUUCCAACUGAGAGGAGCGAACAUGCCCAUUGCUAAGACUACCUCCAUGCAAUGGCUGAAUGCUGAGGAGCGAUACCUAAACUGGAUCAACAAGCAGCUGCUACCAGCCACAGGUUCUCAGAUCGGUGAUAUUGAGGAGUCCCUUGCGAAUGGUGUUCUCAUUAUCAAGGCCAUUGCUUAUGCCUCUAACACAAAUCCACCCAAAUAUCUGGCCAGACCGCGGGUGAGGCUCCAUUGCCAGGACAACUGGAAGACUGCCCAUGGGUUUAUGAGAAGUGUGGGUAUCAACAUGUAUGGCAUAGAAUCAGCAGAUCUGGCUAAUGUGAUCUCAGCAGCUAUACACAACAUGUUCAACGCCAUCCUAAAGUGGGAAGAGUCAAGAUGAACUGUCUUAUUAUACCCCAUACUCAACCAACUAACUUCAUAUGUUUUGUGUCAAUAUAAUAGCAGUAAUUUUUGCACAAUAGAAAUAUUUUUUUGCAAAUUAUAA
Molecule: messenger RNA, 3968 nt
Organism: Halichondria panicea
Lineage: Eukaryota; Metazoa; Porifera; Demospongiae; Suberitida; Halichondriidae
Product: protein phosphatase 1 regulatory subunit 12A-like
Exons: 17
Coding region: 102-3863 (1253 amino acids)
Biological process (GO): regulation of barbed-end actin filament capping
Cellular component (GO): nucleus; cytoplasm
Molecular function (GO): protein binding
Source: RefSeq, a predicted model, not a curated record